CGUCGCGUCGCGGCGGAGCCGAAACACCGUCUGUUUAAAGCGCGUUUUGACCGAGUUUCGGGCGCGAUAUUCCCGCAGAAAUCGUAAUUUUUCAGUGAAAUGUGACCCGUUUCGGCGGCUCUUCGGGAUAUCCACUCUCGAUUAAAUAUGGUGGAGACCGAAUUCACGGAGGACACCUGGGAGGAUUUUUUCGGGAUUGAAAGGGUUUUUGAGAAGAGAGCAGAACAGAGCAAAACAGAUCAAAACAGAGCAGAAGAGAGCAGAAGAGCGCAGAAGAGAUCAGAAGAGAGCAGAACAGAGCAGAACAGAGCAGAAAAGAUCAGAAAACGGCAGAAGGAAGCAGGAAAGAGUAGAAACACUUACUUGUAG
Phyllotreta striolata is the source of this 369-nucleotide messenger RNA. The record is from the annotation of a GenBank genome assembly. Lineage: Eukaryota; Metazoa; Arthropoda; Insecta; Coleoptera; Chrysomelidae.